UCUAAAGCCCAUGUGUGACGCUUUUAGCCCUCCAUUGAAAAUCAAUCGCUUUAACAUACGGAACUUAAUUCAGGAAAAAGCUAGUAGCAUUCGCUUACACAUUAAAAAUGUUCUACAAAAUCGACUUAUAUCUAUAAAAGUGGAUUGUGUAAGCCGUUUGGAUCGUGCUAUCAUCGGAAUAAACGCUCAGCUUCAUAAUGGUUCGGAAGUAAGGUGCUACACAUUAGCUAUGAAAGAAAUACACGUGCAGCAUACAAGCGUAAACUUAACCACGAUUAUCCAAAAAGUGCUGGAGUCUUUUGAAGUUUCGCUCCGACAAAUAUAUACGCUGACGGUGGACAAUGGUGCCAAUAUGGUUUUGGCGGGAAAUAAACUAAACCAAUUAUGUAGGGUUGACCUCGAUGCAGAGCACUCCGAAUGCGAAUGCAUUUUUACAGAAAUUGAAUAAGAUCAAAUUCAAGUGGAUUUACCUCAGGACUCAAUCACCACAGUGCGUUGCGAGCGCACACUUUAAAUUUAGUUGUUUCUGAUUUUUUAAAAGAAAUCAAGGAUUGAUUUAUCUAAAAUACGCACUUUAUGUAAAAAACUAAGAACUCCAACCAUUCUAAAUCUGCUUCAUUUAGAAAAUUUAAACAAGCCGAUAUUAGACUGCGCCACGCGGUGGAAUUCCACGUAUUUAAUGUGCGACCGAGUUCUUACAUUAAAAGAAUUUUGUCUAAAAAGCUCAAAUGACAUAAAAGAACUUCGUUUAAAAAACACCGAAUGGGACGCAGU
Messenger RNA from Drosophila rhopaloa, 774 nucleotides. RefSeq lists its product as uncharacterized. The record is from RefSeq and is a predicted model, not a curated record. Lineage: Eukaryota; Metazoa; Arthropoda; Insecta; Diptera; Drosophilidae. The transcript is spliced from 2 exons. Bases 11 to 448 code for a protein of 145 amino acids.